AUGCCACCAAAGCGAGCCGCCAAGGCUGCCUCAACGGACAGAGCACGCAAAAAGACAUCGGUUAGCCCCAUCACAAGACUUGCGCCUUACACCGACUUCUUCAAGGACCCUCCGAACGUUGAUGAACUGAUGAACAGUGUUUUGGAUCCAUCGCCCGAGGGUAUCCCUGCCGCGUCGACCGCUCCUGCUGCCGAGGAUGCAGGCACCAGUGCUGAGCGCGCCGCUCAACCCGCCGUUCAACCCGCCGCUGGUGUGCAAUACCGAGGGCUACAGAUGAAAUUCCCUGGAGCAGCAGGACUGAGUGAAAAAAACCGGCCGAAUAUAUCCUUGGCAACACGUUAUCUGCAGGACCGGCUCCGAAGGAUGACGGAGGGUGACGCCGACCUGUCGAAACUUCGUCUGACAAAGGGAACCAAAGUCUUCACAGACCUGGCGAUGGAAAUACACAAGACAGAGCCGAGGCUUUCUUAGAUUACACAGCAUGGGCUUUACUCCAUGUUUGAGCGCGUUGUGAAGAUGCGCCGCGAGAUGCUGGAGUUACAGGAGAUAUUGACGGGGUUCAAUGUCCCAGAAACGCAUUUCGGG
This is a messenger RNA of Gamsiella multidivaricata, 585 nucleotides long. RefSeq lists its product as uncharacterized. The record is from RefSeq and is a predicted model, not a curated record. NCBI's taxonomy places the organism in Eukaryota, Fungi, Mortierellomycota, Mortierellomycetes, Mortierellales, Mortierellaceae. Bases 1 to 471 code for a protein of 156 amino acids. The transcript has 2 exons.